GUCAGGGCGGGGUGGAGCUGUUGUCGGUUGGGCUCGGGCCGCUGCCGCUGCCGCUGGGGAGGGGAACGUCGAUAGAUCGGUCGGUCGGUCGGGGAAAGGCUGAGAUUGAGGGAGCUGGAUAUCAAAUCCGAGCGAACUCCGCCGCGGCGUCCAACAUGCCGAGUAAUAAAUUAGAGAGGAGUGACCGCAUUGAAGCCAGUGACAAUGUGAAAGUUGUGGUACGCUGUCGGCCAAUGAAUGAAAAAGAAAGAAAUAUGGGACACAGACAAGUGGUGAAUGUGGAUGAGAUACGAGGAACAAUCACGGUCUAUAAGACAGAUGCCGCCAAUGAGCCACCAAAAACAUUUACUUUUGAUACAGUUUUCGGACCAGAGAGCAAGCAAGUAGAUGUGUACAAUCUCACAGCAAGACCUAUUGUCGAUUCUGUUCUGGAAGGAUAUAAUGGCACAGUAUUUGCUUAUGGACAAACUGGCACUGGGAAGACAUUCACCAUGGAAGGAGUACGAGCUGUGCCUGAACUUAGGGGUAUUAUUCCCAAUUCAUUUGCACAUAUAUUUGGCCAUAUUGCAAAGUCUGAGGGAGAUACCAGAUUCCUUGUGCGAGUAUCUUACCUGGAGAUUUAUAAUGAGGAGGUUCGUGAUCUUCUUGGAAAGGAUCAGAGUCAGAGACUGGAGGUUAAAGAACGGCCUGAUGUUGGAGUAUAUAUUAAAGAUCUCUCUGGUUAUGUAGUAAACAAUGCAGAUGACAUGGACCGUAUUAUGACUUUAGGGAAUAAAAACCGUUCUGUUGGUGCCACAAAUAUGAAUGAGCACAGUUCUCGUUCUCAUGCUAUUUUCACCAUUACUAUUGAGUGUAGUGAAAAAGGAAUAGAUGGAAAUAUUCACGUGCGCAUGGGCAAGCUACACCUCGUUGAUCUUGCUGGUUCAGAACGGCAAGGAAAAACUGGAGCCACAGGGCAGCGAUUAAAAGAAGCAACAAAGAUUAACCUCUCAUUGUCCACCCUUGGUAAUGUUAUCUCGGCCCUUGUUGAUGGUAAAAGUACACAUGUGCCAUAUCGUAACUCCAAGUUGACACGUUUACUUCAAGAUUCAUUAGGAGGCAAUUCGAAGACCAUGAUGUGUGCAAACAUUGGACCAGCGGAUUACAACUAUGAUGAGACCAUCAGUACUUUACGCUAUGCAAACAGAGCAAAGAAUAUCAAGAAUAAAGCUAGAAUUAAUGAAGAUCCUAAAGAUGCUCUUUUGCGUCAGUUCCAGAAGGAAAUUGAAGAUCUCCGGAAUAAACUGAAGGAAGGCGAAGAAAUCUCUGGUUCAGAAAUAAGUGCGUCUGAAGAUGAAGAAGAAGAAGGGGGAAAUGGAGAGGGAAGAGAGAAGAAAAAGAAACGGAAAGGGAAGAAGAAGGUAUCUCCUGAAAAGAUGGUGGAAAUGCAGGCAAAGAUUGAUGAAGAGAGAAAAGUUCUUGAAACUAAGCUUGACAUGGAGGAGGAAGAAAGGAACAAAGCAAGAGCAGAGCUGGAGAAGAGAGAAAAAGACCUCCUGAAAGCACAGCAAGAACAUCAGACUUUGUUGGAAAAAUUGUCAGCACUAGAGAAGAAGGUGAUAGUGGGAGGAGUGGAUCUAUUGGCUAAAGCUGAAGAGCAAGAGAGGUUGCUGGAUGAAUCUAACUGUGAACUGGAGACUCGUCGGAAUCGUGCAGAACAACUUCGGAAAGAGUUGGAGGAAAAAGAGCAAGAACGUCUAGACAUCGAGGAGAAGUAUACCAGUUUGCAGGAGGAAGCGCAAGGUAAAACAAAGAAACUGAAAAAAGUUUGGACCAUGCUGAUGGCAGCAAAGUCUGAGAUGGCAGACCUGCGGCAAGAACAUCAACGUGAGAUUGAAGGGUUGCUGGAGAAUGUAAGACAGCUCGGCCGAGAACUUAGACUCCAGAUGCUCAUUGUUGACAACUUUAUUCCGCAAGAAUACCAGGAGAUGAUUGAAAACUACGUACACUGGAAUGAAGACAUCGGGGAGUGGCAGUUGAAAUGUGUGGCAUAUACAGGAAACAACAUGAGAAAACAGACGCCAGUCCCGGACAAAAAAGAAAAAGAUCCCUUUGAAGUGGACCUGUCUCAUGUUUACUUGGCCUACACUGAGGAAAGUCUUCGUCAGUCAUUAAUGAAACUGGAGAGACCAAGAACUUCAAAAGGAGGAAAAUCCAGACCCAAAACUGGAAGAAAGAAACGGUCUACAAAGGCUGAAGCUGGAAUUGACUCCUUCAAUGAUCAAAUGACCAGUCUGACUAUAGUGGGAAAUGUUGCAGGACAUUGAAAAAUGCCAUGGCAAAGAACAAUUAUGAUUUAUGUAUCAUACGAGCAUUUCUGGAACCCACAUUUACUGGUCUGUGUGACAAAUUUAUUGCUAAUGAUGAUGGAAUGUCAUGAGAUCAAGUUUUGUUAACUAAUGUUUUGAAAUUCUAUUAUUUUGAGGUCAAGAUUCCUUGGCUUAUAUUGUGUCUUAUCAGUGAAUAUAAAGUACUCAUUUGGGCAGCUAAGCUAUUCAUUAAAAAAAUAUGUAUCUGACUUUAAAUUUAAAGCAAAUAAUACUAAACAUUUACAGCUUAAAGGACUUUAAGCUCCUAAAAUUGUUCCAAACAUCAGGUACCAAAUAACUUCAUUGAGCUGCAACUGUUACCUCUAUCCUGUGUAAUUCCUGCAAUAUAGAGACCGUAACGUUCAAACUUGGCAUAAUUUUUACCACUUUUUCAUGUACAUCUUGUGUUAGUUUAAAGCCUCGUGUGUGCUAUUGUUGGCGUGACAUGUUAAAGGUUUGGAGUUAUGAUUGUGUUCAGUGACUGAUGUAAGUUAAGUGAAUGUUGAAUACUCUGGAUAGUAUGGUUCCUUUAUUUUUCUAAGAGUGCAUAUUACAUCAGUCCUUUCAUAACCACAUUGUUAAAUUAAAAGGUACAUCUUUUACCCUGGGAGAGUGGGGAGGAUGAAGAACAUUAAUUAUUUGCCUUCUAUUUCAUCGCCAGCAAGGAUUCAAGAAAAUGUGGAUGGAGAUGAGGUUCCGUAAGAUGAAAGGGUUUUGUGACACAGAAACUGACACUUCCAUUUGAUGGGGAAGAUUAAGAAGUAAACAAGGGAGGAUUUGGGAAGAUAACUAGGGAUGAGCUGUUAUUUCCGCUGUUGAUUUAUACUUUGGGAAAAGUUUGAUGUUCGUCAAAAUCACAAGAGAAUAAGUCGAAAUUAUUUUAGGAAGACAUUCAACAUGGAAUACUGUAACUAGUAUAGUAGAAAUUGAACUUUGUAAAAUGUUUUAGGCAUGGGAAAUUAAUCACUCAAUGGAUAAAGGUAAAACAAAAUACAGUGGUAUUGGAUUUAAUGGAUAGUACUAGUCACUACUGGUGAUGGUCUUGGAUUCUUCCUUGAUCAAAUCACAUUAAACGAUCAUUUCAUUUGACAGUUGGCAGCUAUUUAAUGCAUGAGAAAUAAAUGGAAACAUCCUAUGUACUGGAAGCUGUUAACUAAGGAAGCUUUAAACAUAUAUAUAGGAAACAACAGUAAAGCACUUUUGCACAUGUGUAGGGUGGUGCCCAUGGUGGGGUAGUUCUGUCUGUAAUGUUAUUUAAGUUCUCAACACGUCUCCACCAGGAACUCAGGAUUGGAGAACGAGUCUUUGAUAGUUAUUAUUUUUAAAACACUAACUCAGAUAUUUUGCUUAAACAUUCCUUGUAUUUGUGAAAUGGAAAGCUGCUCUCGUUUGUGAACAUGUGAAGUAUUCUGCUUAGAGCAUUUAUCUGGGAGGAAGGUACCUGAGAUUUGUUCAAACUGUUGUAGGAUAGAUAACAAGGAAAUUGUCAGCUUGCACCAACAAAGUAUGAAUUCCCAUUAUUGAUGACUUUCAACCAUAUUCUUAAAUGUUGUGCCAUUCAGCUAUGUAAACAUUUUACAAGGUUAGGAAAAGCAAUUAUUUAUAACUUUAGUAAAACAGAUUGCCACCCAUUCCCAAGACUUUGCCGUCAAUUACUGUUUAAAGUGCAAAAUGAAUCUUUAUGUGCUGAUGCUUUGGAUGCACAGAGCUCGAUGCUGACCUGGGAAUACUUGCAGUUACAUCACUUGAAACCUAUCUGGUUGAAACAGCAAUGUUUGGUGCCCGUGUGUGGUUCUAGGGUAGUAGCAGAUAAAAAAAUAUGGUAAGCCUUUCAGUUUUCAUUGAUGUGGCAUUCGCUGUAAAGAUCCCAGAGUCCUGUCAUUUUCAUAAAUUAGCAGGACCGAGUCAAAUUCAAAGUACCCAGCUGUGUCCACAGCAAGGUUAAUUUGUUUCCAUUCUGUAAUAUGUUAAACAGGUCAUUGACAGUAACCUGGGAGUUUGUUGAUUCUUUGCCACACAUUUACGAAUCGAAAAAAAUAUUUAUUUUAAUUAGCUCAUUCUUGGUCAGAAAUGUCUUGAUUCUGGUUCCAAGGAUUAAAAACAAAUUUAGGUUUUCGUGUGACUAAAGAAAAAAAAUCAAUAUACUUAAUAAUCCAAAGUAUGAGGAUUUAUAUUGUAGAGGUAAUAGCUUUGAAGGAUUCAAAUGAACUAAUUCUAUUAAAUACCCUAUUUUCAACUUAUUUCCCUUUGACAUUAUUAAUGAAUACCUCUAUUAUAUAGUACCAGAGCACAAAAGUGAUCAGAACUUGUGUUCAAAUAUAUGGAUGACAUGACCAUGCCAGAGUCCUACAAGCAGAACCACUGGGGCAGCAGUGGGUAGGUUCCCCCGUAUCCUAAAAUUAAGGUUGGUUGCCCCUGGCAACUACCUAAGCUCCUCAGUGUUGGAAUAAAAUCUACCACGUGAAACAAGCUUUACAAAUUAAAAACUUUUUACACAGAAUCCCGCAGACUUGCUAGUGGAAUGUAAACCUCUGUAAUAUAAAACUGCAAGUACAGCUGAUUUGGUUAUCUGCAUAAUUAUUGAAAUAUCUGCAUUGUCAGAUUGAGAAACUUGACCAUGUAAGUGGUUUGCAAAUGAUCUCUGAGAUAUCUGCAUUUUUUUUGUGAACUUUAAUGCUUUAAUGUGGUAAUUUCUCAAAUUAAUCUCGAGAAUUUAUCUGAAAAAUUGUUUACUUCAAGCAUAUUAAAAUAAUCUUAUUUUAAUCUGUGAAUGAGCAUCAAUUCUUUAAGUAUCUGGAUUUACCAACAAUUGGUCAUGGCGACUUUAUUGUCUACUAUAGAUUUGAACUUAACAGUUGAAUAUAUUGUUGCAUGUCAUAUUCAUAAUGCAAAGCAUUGUCUUUGUUUUAUUACUGUGUACUCGAUGUCCAUUGUUGUAGCAAAGGUUACUGUAGAGUGUUUAAAAAAUAAUAAUAGAAAUCUGCACAUGUUCUUAAAUUAUAUACUAAUACUGGGAUAUGUGAUGAGAUUAUUCCAGGGGCUCCCUGGUUCGUUUUUAAUGUAAACUAACUUCGUAUGCGAUGUGCUUCGAGCAGUUGGUUUAAGCUCUUCAAAAAAUGUGUUUUUACUGGUUAUUCAAUGUAAUCUGUUGUGUAGGUUGUGCAGUGGUUUACAUAUAAGACCAUGCAUAUGUAUAUAUAUGCAGCAUGUUCAUGUCAAAAAAUAAAACAUGUAGAUUGCUAUCACUAAACCUCAGCUAGCAAUGCUAUUUGAAAUGAAUGUACCAUGAUUGUUAAAUGAGUUGUCUUUGUUUUAAAUGUCAAUUAAAAAUUGUGAUGUCAACUGA
Molecule: messenger RNA, 5694 nt
Organism: Leucoraja erinaceus (little skate)
Lineage: Eukaryota; Metazoa; Chordata; Chondrichthyes; Rajiformes; Rajidae
Gene: kif3a
Product: kinesin family member 3A
Exons: 17
Coding region: 156-2306 (716 amino acids)
Biological process (GO): microtubule-based movement
Molecular function (GO): microtubule binding; microtubule motor activity; ATP binding
Source: RefSeq, a predicted model, not a curated record